AGUUCUCUGUAAUGAAAGUAAUUUUAAUGUGAGAGAGUAGUUUCUUAUGUCCGUAAAAGCUUGUUGAUUAGGAUCAGUCUGUUCAUGCAUUGCGUGUGGAUUCUGUCCCCUUCUCUCCAGGUCAAUGGGUAUUUACUGCAAUACCCAAGUAUUUCAUGUACAUGGAAACUCAAACCAGAAGGCCAAACAGAUAAAACUUCCAUAGGAAUGGUGAUGAUUAAGAGAAAAGACAAUAAAGCCACCUCUUCCAAGGAUGAGAAGGAGGUCCCAGUAACACCAGGCCAAAGAUCAAGAAAACCGCUUCUUGUCCUUCUGGGUCAAUGGCUUCUCCUGCUGCCUUACUUUUCCUCUGCCUGCAACCAAGUGGACCAUGACUCCCUCUUGUCCUUGGCUUUCAAAGUAUCAUCGCCAUUGAAUUGGUCUGGUUCCACUGACUGUUGCCUUUGGGAUGGAAUACUUUGCAACCAAGAUGAUCAACGCGUGGUGCGUCUAUGGCUGCCUGGGAGAGGCUUAACUGGUGUUAUCCCUCCAUCUAUCACCAACCUCACUCAUCUUACGCAUCUCAAUCUCUCCCACAAUUUUCUAUCAGGUCCUCUCCCAAAUGACUUGUUUUCCUCCUUCUAUCACAUCCUGGUCCUCGACUUGAGCUAUAACCAUCUGGUCAGCCAAUUGCCACCCUCCGUGAUGGGAACCCUCAGCAUGCUACAGAUUGUGGACUUGUCCAGCAAUUUCUUCAAUGGCACAAUCCCGUCUUCAUUCCUUGUCCCAGCUGUGGCUGCAGGAUCUCUCACCACUUUCAAUGUCAGCAACAACAGAUUUUCUGGCCCUAUACCCAUCUCUUUGUUCUGUACAAAUGAUAGCAAUUUUAAUUCCCUCAGUUUCUUGGACUUAUCGUUCAACGAAUUCACUGGCCAGAUUCCCCCUGGACUCGGGGCGUGUUCCAAGCUCCAAGUCUUCCGAGCAGGCUUCAAUGACCUUUCGGGAUCUCUCCCAGAUGACAUUUAUGAUGCUGCUAAUCUCCAGCAGCUCUCCGUACCUGUCAAUCAACUCUCUGGACCCAUCAGUAAUGGCAUCAUGCCCCUGGCCAACCUCAAGAUCCUAGAGCUCUUCUCCAACCAAUUCUCUGGGCCAAUUCCCAGCUGUAUCGGUAACCUUUCCAGCUUGGAAAAUUUAUUGGUCCACAGCAACAACCUCACAGGUCCCUUACCUCCAUCUCUCAUGUACUGCACAAAUCUAUCCACCUUAAUUUUGCGGUUCAACAGCUUCAAUGGAGACCUCUCUGCUUUCAAUUUCUCUAAGCUCCAACUCCUCACCACAGUCGAUCUCGGCUUCAACAACUUCACGGGCAAGUUACCACGAAGCCUUUACUCGUGCAAGUCAUUAAAAGCAAUUAGAUUGGCUGGUAAUCAGCUCCAAGGGCAGAUAUCACCUGAAAUAGUGGCACUUGAAUCCCUGGCUUUCCUCUCCAUCUCUAGAAACAACCUAACAAAUGCAACUGGGGCUUUCAGGAUUCUGAUGGGUUGCAAAAAUCUCACCACCCUGGUCCUCUCCGCGAAUUUCCUGUUUGAACCUGUGCCAGGUGAUGAUAGCAUAAUAGACCCAGAUGGAUUCCAAAAUCUUAAGGUUCUUGGUUUGGGUGGUUGCCAACUGACAGGUCAACUACCCACCUGGCUAGCCAAACUUCGAAAUCUUCAAGUCUUGGACCUGAUAUUUAACCGUAUAACUGGUUCAAUUCCGAGUUGGUUAGGUAGUCUGCCCAACCUUUUUUACAUAAACUUAUCCAAUAACCUCCUUACAGGAGGAUUCCCUAAAGAGCUCUGCCAGAUGCCAGUUUUUACAUCGAAAAAGGCCAGUGAUCAGCUGAACAUAAGUUAUCUUGAGUUGCCGAUCUUUGUGCUGCUCAAGGAUGGUACUAGUCAACUGUACAAACGGGUCUCGAACCUUCCUCCAGCCAUAUAUGUGGGUAACAACAGCCUUAGUGGCAAUAUCCCCGUUGAGAUUGGCCGAUUGAAGUUUAUUCAUGUGUUGGACCUUAGUCACAACAACUUCUCUGGCAGCAUCCCCAAUCAGAUUUCUUACCUCGCCAACUUAGAGAGAUUGGAUCUCUCCUAUAACCAUCUAUCUGGUGAAAUUCCUUCUUCACUCAAAAGUCUGCAUUUCCUGUCUUCCUUCAUUGUGGCUUACAAUGAUCUUCAGGGACUUAUACCAUCGGGUGGAGGUCAGUUUGAUACCUAUUCCACCUCCAGCUUUGAAGGAAAUCCAGGAUUAUGUGGCCCUCCAACUCCCAAGCGCUCUUGCCAUCAAAGCCCUCAAAGCCCUCCACAAGUACUUGAAGUUACUCAGAGAUCUAAGACACAGAGGAUUCUUAUUGCACUCAUCUUUGGGAUCUUCUUUGGCAUUGGCUUUGGUAUUGGUUUUAGCAUGGGUGAUAAAAGAAUUCCAAUAAUUGGCAGGCGUAGGAAGUAACUAAAUAAGUUUAUGUGUAUAGACCUGAUAUGUAGGUUUUGAUCCAUGUAGGGGAGUUCAUCACAUAUCAAUAAAUUGCUUUGCAUUUGUCUUUGCCAAAAGAAAGGGAUAGAUUAGAUUUUGAACCGUGUGGAGAUUAACAAAUGUUUUAGAGAUAAAUAUCUAAUCAAAUUACUCUCCACAUGUGAAUUUCACAGAAAAUUGGGAAGCGUUUUAGAUUAAACUAACCUGAUAUAACAUCCGCUUGCCAGAACAAAAAUUUAUUCUGCUAAAAUCCACAAUAUUUAAGCAUUGUGGGAAGUACAUGUAAUGUAACAAUAAGGAAUUGGGAAGGAACCAAUAGAGAAUUAACGUGAAUAAUCUAAUAGUCCAUGUCAACUCUCUCUAGGUCAAAGGUGUUUAGUAUUUCAAUUUUUUCACAUCUAUUUCAAUUUGGGCUUUAGAAAUUUCUAGGUUCUCGACACGUGCGGUGAAUCAGAUUUAUGAAAAAUGAGGAGAAAAGCCCAAACACUGAGGGCCGGGUCUAAUAGGUUAAAACGUUUGUGAAAUCUAAAUAGCAAAUAAUUUGCUCGGAAUAUAAGAAUACGGGAAUUAUAAGUGAAAGACCAGAAACAUAAGAAUUAUAUAGAUGUAUGCAAUUAAGGACUCCUUAAGAAACCUACACUAUAAAAAAAAAAAGGUUGAAAAGGCAGACCCCAACAAAUAUUGGCUAGAGGGUGAAGAGCACAGAGAGAUUCUUUCUCACGGCAUUUUCAGAUCAAUCCUAUCGAUCAUGGCUGAACCUCUCAAAGAGACCGAACGCAUUGCCGACCUGGUGCCGGUCCUACUCACCAGAACCAACUAUUUUCUCUGGAAACCUUUGUUCAUCCGCACUCUAAAGGCCUACGACUUGGACUUGUUCAACAUCAUGGAAGGAGUCGAGCAGUGUCCACCACAAUUUGCGACGAAUGAAGAAAGGGACGAAAAUCCCGCCUAUACCGAUUGGAUUAUGAAGGACCAAACAUGCAUGGCCGUGAUCACUACAACUCUAUCAAAAUCCA
This is a messenger RNA of Prunus avium (sweet cherry), 3506 nucleotides long. The record is from RefSeq and is a predicted model, not a curated record. NCBI's taxonomy places the organism in Eukaryota, Viridiplantae, Streptophyta, Magnoliopsida, Rosales, Rosaceae.